Hermetia illucens (black soldier fly) is the source of this 4008-nucleotide messenger RNA. It is a transcript of the gene Sec24CD, whose product is annotated as protein transport protein Sec24C. Gene Ontology annotation, cellular component: endoplasmic reticulum exit site; COPII vesicle coat. The record is from RefSeq and is a predicted model, not a curated record. The coding region runs from base 106 to 3576 and encodes 1156 amino acids. Gene Ontology annotation, molecular function: zinc ion binding; SNARE binding. Gene Ontology annotation, biological process: COPII-coated vesicle cargo loading; intracellular protein transport; endoplasmic reticulum to Golgi vesicle-mediated transport. The transcript has 12 exons. NCBI's taxonomy places the organism in Eukaryota, Metazoa, Arthropoda, Insecta, Diptera, Stratiomyidae.
GGCAGCCUUUGACAGUUGGUGAAGUGUUGUUGAAAUAUUUUUCUUGGGGAUUCCGCACAAGGAAAGGGCUCUGCUCGUGAACUGACGUGUUUGCAGACUGAUAUCAUGGAGCAAUCGUUCGGUCAGCAUAUGCCUCCACCGCCGUUGAAUGGCAACUAUCAGCAAAACCUUUCUGCAAACAUGGCUGGAAUGAAUUUGAACAACUCUCAGAAAAGCAUCCCGACACAGGCAAUGCCCCCACCACCAACACAGUUCUCUCCUGCCAACGGCCAACACAUCGGAGACGUUCGAUCUCUAAAUAACAACACACCAUUGAAUAAUAAUUUGAUGUACAGUCGACUGACAAACGGCCCACCACCUCAAGCGGGUAUCCAGCAGCCGUUUAGUGGUGCGAUGGCACCAUUGCAAGCAGGAGGAUUUCAUCAACAGGCGAAUGAUCCACAAACUCUACCGGCACCCCAUAUGCCUACUCCAAUAAGUGGAGCAAAUGCUUUGACUUCAGGAGCUAUGCAAUCAGUGAAUCAGAUGGCUCCAAAUACACAGCAUCAACAGAUGCAUGGUUCGCUAUCGAAACCACAAGGACCGACGCAAGCAAAUCAAAUGCCGCCGACCAGUUUCCCCAGCCACAUCCCACAAUUAGCUCAGCAAACAAGUCAGAAUUUAUUGCCGCCAUCAUCACGAUCAUCGCAAGGUGGUACUCAACCGAUAAACUCACAACAACGAUAUCAACCCCAACCAGGCUCGCACACACUUCCUCAGCCUGGAAUGCCUCCGCAACCUGGAAUGCCUCCACCACCAGGAUUACCUCCCCAGCCUGGAAUGCCUACACAACCGGGAAUGGCGCCACAGAUGCCAACACUAUCAAACGUACCUACGCAAAGUAGUAUUGCUCCACAUAUUGGAAUGCCUCAUCCAACGGGGAUAUCGGCACAACCAGGAGCACCUCAAGCUGGUAUGCCAUCACGACCAGGGGUACAACAAGCAAGUUUUCCAUCUCAACCAGGGAUACCACAAAUUCCGAGUAUGCCUCCGCAAGCAACUAUGGUUACUCAAUCAGGAAUUCCACCCCAAAUGGGAGGCAUGCCUCCUCUUCAUCCUGGUUAUAAUCAGCCCGGCUCAUACCAGCAACAAACAGGAUUACCACCACAACCAGGAAUGCCGCCGCAAGCUCCCGGACGAGGAAUGGGGCCUCAAUCUGGACCUUAUAACGCUAUGGGUGGACAGUAUCCACAAACGGCUGCACCACAACGCCGUUUAGAUCCGGAUCAAAUGCCAAAUCCAAUUCAAGUCAUGGUUGAAAAUCAAAGGAACUGCAGCGGGACUUUCGUAACAAAUCAGCCAGGUCUGGUACCCCCACUCGUUACAACAAAAUUUAUCACACAAGAGGAAGGAAAUUCAAAUCCGCGCUAUUUACGAUCAUCACUGUACAGCAUACCAUCGACUGCGGACAUGCUUAAACAAACUGCUGUGCCAUUCACAUUUAUUGUGUCUCCAUUGGCCAAAACGGUAGAAGGAGAAUUGAUUCCGCCGAUUGUGGAUUUUGGCGAAAUCGGCCCAGUACGUUGCAUUCGCUGCAAAGCCUACAUUUCUCCAAAUAUGCAGUUUAUUGAUGGGGGUAGACGUUUCCAAUGCUUAUUAUGCAAGGCAACCACGGAAGUUCCUAGCGAAUAUUUCCAGCAUUUGGAUCAUAGUGGCCAACGAAUAGAUAAAUAUGAACGGCCCGAAUUAGUCUUGGGAACUUACGAGUUCGUGGCAACGAAAGAUUAUUGCAGAGAAAAUACACCACCAAAUCCACCAGCAUUUAUAUUUGUAAUAGAUGUCUCAUAUAACAAUAUUAAAAAUGGAUUGGUGCACUUGCUUUGUCGUGAGAUUCGAAAUAUUAUUAAGCAUUUACCAAUCGAUAAUGGCCAGGAGAAAAGUCGAAUGAAGGUCGGAUUCAUUACUUUUAAUAACACCGUUCAUUUCUACAAUAUCAAAAGCAGCCUUGCGCAACCUCAGAUGAUGGUGGUGGGAGACACACACGAAAUGUUCAUGCCACUUCUAGACGGAUUUUUAUGCGAUCCCGAAGAAUCAGCUCAAGUUAUCGAUGCACUGAUGGAGCAAAUUCCUCUGAUGUUCGCUGAUACCCGCGAAACAGAAACCAUCCUUUUGCCUGCAAUGCAAGCCGGUCUUGAAGCGUUGAAGGCGUCAUCCUGUACAGGAAAAUUAUUUGUCUUCAAUUCGUCGCUACCUAUUGCUGAGGCUCCUGGGAAAUUAAGGAACCGUGAUGACCGGAAACUAUUAGGAACAGAAAAAGAGAAGGUCGUACUCACACCACAAAAUCAGGCUUACAAUAAUUUAGGGCAGGAUUGCGUUCAAGCUGGAUGCUCUGUAGAUUUAUUUGUUUUCAAUAAUUCAUAUGUAGACUUAGCUACAGUAGCACAAGUUUGCCGGUUGACUGGCGGUGAAGUGUACAAGUACACAUAUUUCCAAGCGGACGUAGAUGGAAAACGACUUAUUACAGAUAUAAUCAAAGAUGUUUCGCGACCAAUAGCAUUCGAUGCAGUAAUGCGAGUGAGAACAUCGACUGGAGUAAGACCUACCGACUUUUAUGGUCACUUUUUCAUGUCGAACACCACUGAUAUGGAGCUUGCAAGCAUUGACAGCGACAAAUCGAUUGCAAUUGAGAUCAAACACGAUGACAAGCUCCCACCAGAGGAAAACGUCUAUGUUCAGGUUGCAUUGCUUUACACGUCGUGCAGUGGGCAACGCCGAUUACGUAUUUUGAAUCAAGCUCUGAGAACGACGACACAAAUGGCAGAUGUAUUCAAAAGUUGUGAUCUAGAUGCCGCUAUAUUAUUCUUUGCAAAGCAAUCAAUGUUUAAACUAAUGGAGUUGAAUCCGAAGGCGGUGAAGGACAAUCUUAUACAUCGUUCCGCUCAACUACUAGCGUGUUAUCGGAAAAACUGUACUUCACCUACAUCAGCCGGGCAAUUGAUUUUACCUGAGUGCAUGAAACUUCUGCCACUUUACGUUUCUUGUUUGAUGAAAAAUGACGCGCUAGCUGGAGGCUCGGAUAUGACAUGCGACGAUCGUUCUUAUGCAAUGCAGUUUGUUUUAUCGAUGGAUUUGUCAAUUUCAGUUUCAUAUUUCUACCCAAGAUUAAUUCCUAUCCACGAUAUAGAUGUAAACGAUACGGAACUGCCACUGCCAGUUCGAUGCACAUAUGAGAAGAUGAGCGAAAAUGGCGCAUAUAUUCUAGAAAAUGGGAUACACAUGUUUAUCUGGUUGGGUUUGAAUUUGUCCCCGGAAUUCGUACAGCCAGUAUUUGGCGUGCAGUGUGCUCAACAGAUUGACACUGAUAAGCUUGGUUUGCCCGUUUUCGAGAAUCCACUAUCGAAUAGAUUAAGGCAAAUUGUUGAUAAACUACAGAACGAACGGACAAGAUGCAUGCGGGUAACUUUAAUACGACAACGCGAUAAACUGGAAAGUGUGUUCAGGCACUUUUUGGUUGAGGAUCGAGGAAGCGAUGGAUCACCAAGCUAUGUUGAUUUCUUAUGCCAUAUGCACAAGGAGAUUAAAGAACUUUUAAGCUAGCUGGGUUCUCUGGAAGGAGGUAAAAAAGAGAUGCACUACACGCGAAGUAUUUCGCAGAAUCGAGCGAGAGCGUUACGGUAUAAAAGAGAAUUGCUUGGCAGACGGUAGAUUUUAUUUAAUAUUUCAUACUAUAUAAAAUGAUAAAAGCAAAUAAACAUUAAUAAGUGUAUCGAUUUAUUAUUUUCACUAGAAGUGAGAAAUGGGCGCGAAUUUAGUUUGGUAUUUUAUGUUCACUUAUGAAUUUGGCACGUCGUUUAUGGACUGGAGAUAAAGUUCCCUUAAGUUGUACAUACAUUUCUAAACUUGGGUUGGUGGACAUAAAGGACGUAAUUUUUAUGACAUUGGAUAGCAGUAAGAUGGGUGAUCUGUUCACCGCUAUUCCAUUAUGAAAAGCUCUGUAAAACUAAGGAGUAAAUAAAAUUUAUAUGAGAA